Molecule: messenger RNA, 695 nt
Organism: Trachemys scripta elegans
Lineage: Eukaryota; Metazoa; Chordata; Testudines; Emydidae
Product: myelin-oligodendrocyte glycoprotein-like
Exons: 3
Coding region: 173-634 (153 amino acids)
Biological process (GO): T cell receptor signaling pathway; regulation of cytokine production
Cellular component (GO): external side of plasma membrane
Molecular function (GO): signaling receptor binding
Source: RefSeq, a predicted model, not a curated record
CCUUACUUCUGUACUUUCAGUUUUGAAGCAUGUGGCAGGCCCAGGCGGGGGGCUCAGCCCUGUCAAUUCAGCUACAAAUGUAACAAAAAUAACGAUGACGGGUUGGGUCUCAAACCCUCCAGCUUCGUGACCCCAUGUGCGGAAAUGGUGCUGCAGACUCGACCAAGCUACGAUGAUGGGGAAUGUUCCCUCAUUCUCCCCUGGCACCGCAGUGAGCUCCGCUCUGCCCGGCUACGUCGCUCUCUGCCUCACUCUACAGGUUCACAGGCUGGCGUCAGCACAAUUCACAGUGACUGGACCUGACCGUCCAAUCGCUGCCUUCGUAGGUGGGGAGGCCGUCCUGCCCUGCCACCUCUCCCCCAGGAUGAGCGCUGAGAACAUGGAGCUGAGAUGGUUCCGAUCCCAGUUCUCUGCAGUCGUGCACCUGUACCGUGGUGGGCGGGAUCAGUAUGGACAGCAGAUGCCGGAAUAUCGAGGAAGAACUGAGCUCUUGAAAGAUGACAUCACCAAUGGGAUUGUUUCCCUGAGAAUACGCAAUAUCCGACCCUCCGAUGAUGGACAAUACAAAUGUUUUUUUCAGUCCGGUGUCUCUUAUGAAGAUGCUAUAUUGGAAGUGCAGGUGGCAGGUCAGUGACUUGUUCUGAUGUUUUAAUGUCUUCAACAGGGUAAUAAGUGGAGUCAGGAGGGUUCAUUGU